AAAACUUGUAUUGUAGUAUAUUAUACUCUUUGCUUGUAUCCACUAUCGAUAAUAUCCGCAAUAGUUUCUAAUUUUUUUCAAUUACUCUCUCACUAAGCAAAAAAGAAAUUACAGAAGACAGAAGUCUUACCGGAUAUCACGACGAAUUUUAUCAAAUUUUUCGCAACAAUGGUGCAGAAAGGGCCUCGACCUUUGGUGUUGUGCGGUCCAUCGGGAUCUGGAAAGAGCACUCUGCUGAAGCGCCUUCUUAAAGAAUUUCCUGAUAAGUUUGGGUUCAGCGUUUCUCAUACGACGAGAGGCCCCCGGCCGGGUGAGAAGAAUGGAGUUCAUUACCAUUUCACUACAAAAGAUGAAAUGCUCGCUGCCAUUGAAAAAGGUGAAUUUCUAGAAACCGCUACAUUCAGUGGGAACACCUAUGGGACAAGUAAGAGAGCCGUAGAAGAUGUUCGCCGCACCGGAAAGAUCUGUGUACUGGAUAUUGAGAUAGAAGGUGUGAAACAAGUGAAGCGCUCCGACCUCGACCCUCUGCUGGUGUUUGUGAUGCCGCCUUCAAUCGAAGAGCUGGAGAGGCGCCUGCGUGGACGCAAUACAGAGUCUGAUGAGGCACUGAAGCUGAGACUUGAGACAGCAAGGAAGGAAAUAGAGUUUGGACAGGAACCCGGCAACUUCCACAUUAUCAUUAUGAACGACAACUUGAAUAAGGCGUAUUCUGAACUGCGCGAGUUUAUUGCGCAGAAUGUGAAAGACAACGACCAAGCGUGCGACGGUCCUACGGCCACCGAGUGAACAUUUCAACGCAUGGAGUGGUUUUAACAUUUGCUGGGUUGUUUCACUUUGUGAAUCCUAUCUACAUAACUCCCAUUCGUAUCUUAAAAUAAUUUCGAUUGGGAUUCCCAAUUAAAGAAAAAAACACUAAUGAAAUUUAUGAUAGGUAUUUCAUAAGAAACUGAUUUCUUAUUUUUACAGUCUCCUUAAUAUUCACGAAGGAAUAGUCCGCGUUUUCACUUAGUGUUCUGAACAGUUCUGCGCGAGCAAUAGUUCGUUCGUUCGGUUAAUGGAUCAUUAGUUUGCUCCAAUAGUAAAUGGGAAUAGCAAACAUUUGCUCAAAUCAAAAUGUUUGCUUAGAAUUAGAACACUAAAAAAACGCGGUUGUACAGAGCGUACUUGGGCAAUGUUGCGACUAGCACCACGGUAAAUAAAACUAGAAAUAAACCGAAGUAAUUAGAAGAUAAAUAAAUCAAUCUAAUAGCCUAGCUGACUACUUGGGUACUGUGUACUGUACAGACGAUUUUCGUCAGCGAUUCUUCAGCCAGGAAUAUCCAUAGUUAUACAAAAUGAGUAUUAGAAAGCGCGCGGUUGAUUUUCUUGGUAGUAUCAUUUAUUAAAAUGUAUAUUAUUUCGUGAAUAUUUACGGUUACUUUAAAGAAAUAUGGAGGUUGAAAGGCAGACGAGUUUGUUUAGUUAAUAUUUAACACUGUUAAUGUUUUCAUUUGUGUGCAUUAGUACAAAUUAGAAAAUAUCUCAAGAUUUUAUUGAAGAUCAAUGUUGAUUUUUCAUUAAUUUUACUAGGGGUUGAUAUUAUUAUAUUUAUUGAUUUUCGGGUAAGUUAUAAUAUGUC
Cydia strobilella is the source of this 1618-nucleotide messenger RNA. RefSeq names its product guanylate kinase. Gene Ontology annotation, molecular function: GMP kinase activity; ATP hydrolysis activity. NCBI's taxonomy places the organism in Eukaryota, Metazoa, Arthropoda, Insecta, Lepidoptera, Tortricidae. The coding region runs from base 169 to 786 and encodes 205 amino acids. Gene Ontology annotation, cellular component: cytosol. The record is from RefSeq and is a predicted model, not a curated record. The transcript is spliced from 5 exons. Gene Ontology annotation, biological process: purine nucleotide metabolic process.